Molecule: messenger RNA, 289 nt
Organism: Aspergillus homomorphus CBS 101889
Lineage: Eukaryota; Fungi; Ascomycota; Eurotiomycetes; Eurotiales; Aspergillaceae
Exons: 1
Coding region: 81-248 (55 amino acids)
Source: RefSeq, a predicted model, not a curated record
CUUGACACGAUGAUGAAGUAACCCGAUUCUCACAAUCUCGAGGCUUCGUUCUCUUUCCUUGCUGUUCUACUAUAUGGACGAUGCUAAAUCACCACAUUUUUCUUCUUCUUUCGAUGUCUUCCUCUGAUAUCUCUAUAUUUUUCCUAUCUGCUCUCUAUUUUCUCUUUUCGUCUUUUGAUAUUUCGUUUUGUACAAAUACCCUGGCUUUUUUCAGUCUCAUCCAGUCAAUCUUCAAUGUUCUCAUUUAAAAUUAGUCUGUUUGCUUUUCAAGGUGUACCGGCGAUACGGA